This is a messenger RNA of Caenorhabditis remanei, 1296 nucleotides long. RefSeq lists its product as uncharacterized. Bases 1 to 1296 code for a protein of 431 amino acids. Gene Ontology annotation, cellular component: membrane. Gene Ontology annotation, molecular function: carboxylic ester hydrolase activity. Lineage: Eukaryota; Metazoa; Nematoda; Chromadorea; Rhabditida; Rhabditidae. The record is from RefSeq and is a predicted model, not a curated record. The transcript has 4 exons.
AUGAUGCUCAAAGCAGAAAAGAAGCCGAUUCAUGUUAGGAGCAUUUUCAUUUCCAUUGUCACAUUAUCACUAUUUCUGCUACUCACCGGAUACUGUCUUCACAAACCUCUUCCCGAUGGAUUCACUGUUACACAAUGGGAUCGAACUGUGAUGCAUGUGGUCGAGCCAGCUCUUCGAGUCGCCUAUUAUUAUCCAAGUCGAAUGUUCUCAAAGGCAAGCAACAUGGUCUACUGGACACGUGGCGCCCUCAAUAUCCUUUCGAAGACAUUGGGGUUACUCGUCGACACUCAAGGACAAAUUGAUAUCGAAUGGCAGAAUUGGAACGGGACACCAGUCAAAAUCUACCGUCCAAUCAACAACCAAACAUCAACCGACGGAGCUGUUAUCUUCAUUCAUGGCGGUGGAUUCGCUCUGGGAAAUGUGGAAAUGUACGACUCGUUGGUAGAGAGAAUGGCUUUCGAAAUGAAGACGCUUUUCAUAUCAAUCGAAUAUCGUCUUUCACCUGAAACUGUCUUCCCAGGCGGUAUUCUCGACUGUGAGGCAGCCAUCGACCACUUCUAUCAGUUCGGGGAAAUUCAAUUCGGAGUGAACACAUCGAAAGUUGUCAUAAUGGGAGAUUCAGCAGGAGGGAACUUGGCAACCGUAGUUGCUCAACGUCGAGUUGCACGAAAAGCACUUCCAGCAUUGGCUGGUCAAGUUCUCAUCUAUCCACUACUUCAAAUGGCUGAUAUGCAAACCGUUUCUUAUCGAUACUUCCACACCCGUCUCAAUGGAUAUGCACUUGUUGAUCCGGAAUCUGUUGCAUAUUACUAUAUGUUUUAUGCUGGAAUUGAUAUGGAUGAGAAAGCGUAUCUGAUUCCAAGUGUUGUUUCGAACGGGCACGUUGCCAAGCAUUUGCACAAGGACGUUGAAGAGAUGAUGUCCUACCGAACAGUCAUCGAGACUACUCGCAACUACAAUAAUCACAGCAUUUCUGAAAGGUGGCAAAUCGAGAGGAACUAUGAGGCACAGGAUCUGAUGAAGCCAUUUCUGACGAACCCUGAUUUUUCGCCGCUCAUGAGAAAGGAUUUGUCGAAUCUGCCGCCAACGAUGGUGAUCACUUGCGAGUUUGAUGUUUUGAGAGACGAGGGACUCAUUUACGCAAAAAGAUUGGAGGCAUCUGGAGUCCCAACAACAUCAAUCCAUUACGAGAAUGGUUUCCAUGCGAUGCUCAACUUCCACAGUGAACUCCACGAGGCUUCGAAAUCCGUCGAAGAUAUUGAACAAUGGACACUCAAUAUCAUUAACAAUGCCUAG